AUGGACAUCCGAUCCGGCGGCCGCGGACGCAGCAAUUCCUACAUCUCCAGAAAUGAUGAUGUGCUAGGAAGAACUGAUAGCAAUCAGACCGAUAACAUCAUCAGCGACCAGAAUGACGCUUCUUACAUCGGUAGCUCAGCAGCUGAAGCGCCUUCAUCCCCGACAAUUACAAAAUGGGACUCUGUGCACAGCUUGAACAAUGUUAAGACUCCGGCUCGCUCGUUUUAUCAUAGGUCUUUUCAUGGCUCUUUAGAUCCGGCGCAAUAUUCCUCGCAAGGUGUCCGGGAACAGACGGCGGAGCUUGCUUCACUUGCCAUCUCUGAUGUAGAGACUAACCUGUCCGCUGCUUCUGCGCCUCAUUUGAAUGAUUCCAUCCCACCGGGUCUGGACAUCUUUCGACCAGACACAAAAAGACGUAGGUCUAGUCAUGGUGCUGAUGACCGCCUUUCACGUCCUACCGCAAGCGACCUCCAGACAUCUGCUCGUUUCGAGGCGUCGUCAAUGUCUUCUACACGGCAGCUAUCGACUUCUAACCUAACGGCAAUCUUGCGCAGCUCUCCACCUAACACUUUGGAUAACCGGCCAGAGACCAGCACCUCUGCGGAUGUCUACAACCCGAGAGAUGCCGACUCCUCGGGCCACGUAGACGAAGCAGAAGAGGAGAAUCAGCCGGAUGAAGGAACCGCGCUCAUCCGCAAGAGAACGCUAUCGAAAGGGUACAAUUAUGGGACUACAUCAGGAGAUAUUGAAAGUCAACCUGUAUACAUAUACCAUCGCCGCAAAAACUUCUUGCAGGAUGCAUACUCUAGGACUAAGAAGUUUUUCUACGUUACGACGCAUCCAAAGUCCUGGGACCGCCUUGCCAUUUGGGAAGAAGGCGUUGUGCGUCCUGUUAGUCUCCUUCCUGCUGUCUUCCUGGGACUGCUUCUCAAUAUACUCGACGCAUUAUCCUACGGCAUGAUUCUGUUUCCUCUCGGCGAAGCCAUAUUCUCCGACUUGGGCUCUGACGGUAUAUCCAUCUACUAUAUCAGUACUAUCAUUUCACAGCUGAUCUUCUCGUCUGGAGCUUCUGUCUUCAAGGGCGGGAUAGGCAGUGAAAUGAUUGAAGUUGUCCCUUUCUUCCAUAAGAUGGCCUUUAUGGUUCUGAAUCGAGUUGGUGAAGACAAUCCUCGAGCCGUUCUCGCUACAACCAUUCUCUCUUUCUCGCUCAGCUCGAUCUUGACGGGUGUCGUUUUCUUUCUCAUGGGUGUUUUCAAACUAGGCUCGCUUAUAGGGUUUUUCCCUCGCCACAUCUUGAUCGGCUGCAUCGGCGGCGUGGGAUGGUUUCUUGUGGCUACCGGUGUUGAAGUCUCUGCACGAUUGCCGGGCUCCCUGGAGUAUAAUCUUGUGACGUUACGACAUCUUUUCCAGCUUGAUACCUUGUUUCUUUGGACGAUACCACUUGCUCUUGCGAUUAUUCUUCUGAUUGUGAGACGCUUCAUCAAAUCUAAUUUCUUGGUUGGGGGAUAUUUCAUUUUGGUGGCUGUUUUGUUUUAUCUUGUCAAACUUAUCGCACGCAUUGAUAUGCAUACAUUGCGAGCGGGUGGUUGGGUGUUUGAGCCGCCUGCGGCGUCUAAUCCGUGGUGGCAUUUUUACACCCUUUAUGACUUCAGCGUUGUCAACUGGUCGGCGUUGAUUGAGACAAUUCCUGCCAUGUUUGCACUGACAUUCUUUGGUAUACUUCACGUCCCUAUCAAUGUCCCAGCUCUUGGAAUAUCUACUGGAGAAGACAACGUGAGUGUUGACCGGGAGUUGAUUGCACACGGUAUUACAAAUACGGUAUCUGGGCUUGCUGGAAGUAUACAGAAUUACCUUGUAUACACCAACAGCCUGUUGUUUAUCAAUAGUGGAGGUGACUCGAGACUGGCAGGUAUUAUGCUGGCAGCAGCUACCACCGGGAUCAUGGUCGUUGGGCCGGUUAUAAUUGGUUAUAUUCCAAUUCUCGUUGUUGGGGCAUUGAUCUUUAUGCUCGGGAUAGAGCUAAUGGAAGAGGCUUUGGUAGACACGUGGGGCAAGCUACACCGAUUGGAGUAUUUAACUGUCGUCAUCAUCGUCGUGACGAUGGGUGUAUGGGACUUUGUUAUCGGAAUUUUCGUUGGCAUCAUCCUUGCCUGUGUCAACUUUGUGGUGCAGACUUCACGCAAGUCAGCGAUCCGAGCAACUUAUUCUGGCGAAUUCACAGCGUCCACAGUUAGACGACCUCCCAUUCAGCAGAAAUUUCUGAAGGAGGCGGGAAGGCAGACAUUGAUUAUCAAACUGUCUGGGUUCCUGUUUUUCGGGACAAUAGUCAAAGUUGAAGCUACAGCACGUGGUCUGAUCGAUGAGGAAGCUUUCAUGAGACAGCCGAUAAGGUUUUUGGUUCUGGACUUUUCGCGCGUCAACGGUCUAGACUUCUCGGCAGCCGAAGCUCUAACGCGGAUCAAUCGGAUUCUGGGAAAGAGAAACGUGCAGAUGUUGAUUUCAGGGUUAGAUGUUGAAGGUGAAGUAGGCAAAAGUCUACAGAAUGUAGGAUUAUUUGCCGACGAGAGUCUGGUUCAGAUAUUCGAGGACCUGAACUCGGCGCUGGAGUAUUGCGAAAAUGAAUACCUCAAGGUAUUUUACAGUCGCAAGGAAGCCCUUAAGGAACAGCAGCAGUCUUCCAGAGCGUCUCUGGAGGUCCCCAGCAGCGGCAACCUACCAUCCGUUCUAGACCCAUACAGCCAUUCACCACGACGCAACUAUCUCCAACAAGCCGCCCUUUCUACCCUCCGCGAAGACGAAACAGCAACGAACAUUGCACAAAAAUGGACCACAUUCCGCCAACCACUACCCCUCCUCCUCCAAACCUUCCAGGGCCUCACAACUCAUCAAUCUGAAGACUUUUGGUAUCCAGCAUGCGCCUACUUCCGGCGCGAGACAUACCCCAAGGACACAGUCCUGUACUAUGAAGGCGACGAACCAAAAAUGUUCUACCUUCUCGAAUCAGGCAUGCUUCGCGCAGAAUACGAGUUGCCCCAAGGACGAUACUCUGAAUUGAUUGUUGCGGGACGACCAUGCGGCGAAUUACCAUUCUUUGGCGGCACGCCGCGUACGGCUACUGUCAAAGUUGAUCAGGAUUGUGUGGCCUGGUGCCUUGAUCAGGAGCGAUGGGCGGAUUUGAGGGCUGAAAAGCCGGAGAUUGCGCAGGAGUUGUUGAUGGUUACGUUGAAGUUGACUGCGGAAAGGAUGGAUAGUAUUACAUCACACGUCCUUGCCAUAGCCGGAUGAGGUAG
This is a messenger RNA of Talaromyces stipitatus ATCC 10500, 3290 nucleotides long. Its product is annotated as sulfate transporter family protein. The transcript has 5 exons. Gene Ontology annotation, cellular component: membrane. The coding region runs from base 1 to 3285 and encodes 1094 amino acids. Lineage: Eukaryota; Fungi; Ascomycota; Eurotiomycetes; Eurotiales; Trichocomaceae. The record is from RefSeq and is a predicted model, not a curated record.